AUGGCGGCCGCCGACCAUGCUUCUGGGCCCGCAACCACCCAGCCUCUACAAGCGAAUAUAGCAAGCGAGUUUCCUCAUGAGGAUCAAACAGCAGCUGCCUUCGAUCACUUCUGGGCAAGAUUAUGGGCCCUAACGGCACAGACCCCAACAGCCCAACCAGUCGAGAGACAGCUCAUCACCUCCCCUGCACAUACCUCAGCUCCGACAAGUAACACAGCACCACUGACAGGGACAAACCAGGAGAGUGGAAUGAGGACUAAACCCCGACCGACAGGCUGCGGACCACGCAAUAGUCACCGCCAGCCGGGGUCCCGACGAAAGCGGAGAACCCACACACAUGGCCCAUGGCCACUUAAGAUACAGAGAAGCCCCAGGGACGUCGGCGCUCGGCCUAUGACCAGCAACACCACGUUGGACACCUCGCAUACUAACUGUUUAAAAUCCUGUAAGGCCAUUAUAAGAGCACAGAAGGGCUCCUACCCCACGAUAGGAGGUAUAACUCUGCUAUCAGCCCACAGAUCAACAAGGGGAGUGGAGAGGCCCGCAUACCGCUGGGAACAUGCGCUCGCCAUGCGCAAUAGCCACAGAAGACCAGAAAGAGGCAACAGAGCCCCUCCAGCUCUCUCAGCAGCGGUGCCAGAGUAA
Messenger RNA from Pelobates cultripes (western spadefoot toad), 645 nucleotides. The record is from the annotation of a GenBank genome assembly. NCBI's taxonomy places the organism in Eukaryota, Metazoa, Chordata, Amphibia, Anura, Pelobatidae.